GUUGGAGGCGCGCGGGGACACGAGAGAGAGGAAAGAGAAAAAAAAAACUCAACCAUCAUCAAUGCGCUGGCGGUGCGGGGUCACGAACUAUGACCUUUAACAGAAGAAAACCAAAACAAAUAUUUUAUAAAAUAGCAGAGAGCCCGAAAUCUGUGACCAGCGUUUCUUGGAGACCUCACUAAUGACCCUGACAUCAUCAUGACGACCAACCUGAAUCUGCUCUCUCAGCAGAAAGCGGACUCAGAGCGCGAGGCAGAGGUGUCAUCCUCUCCUUCAGACUCAGUGAUGAGUGAGUCUCCACAGCGCUUUCAGGUCAUCUCCACUGAUCCCGCCACAACACCACAAAGAAUACAGAUUGUAACAGACCAGCAGACAGGUCAGAAGAUCCAGAUUGUGACAGCAAUGAAGCCGUCCUGUGCUCCCAAACAGCAGUUCAUUCUGACUACGGCCGACAGCUCAGGGGCCGGCAAGGUCAUCCUGGCCUCACCAGACAGCCAUGACACUAAGCAACUCAUCUUCACUGCUGCAGACAGCCUGAUGCCAGGAAGGAUACAGAUUGUCACAGAUCCAGUGUCAAUGGAACGGUUGUUAGGGCAGUCAGGGGACUUGAGCCGACCACAGCCAGUGGAGUACUGUGUGGUGUGUGGGGACAAGGCUUCAGGGCGUCACUACGGAGCAGUCAGUUGUGAGGGAUGUAAAGGCUUCUUCAAGCGGAGCGUGAGGAAGAACCUGACCUACAGCUGCCGCAGUAAACAGGACUGCAUCAUCAACAAACACCACCGCAAUCGCUGCCAGUUCUGUCGGUUGAGGAAAUGCCUUAACAUGGGGAUGAAAACUGACUCUGUCCAGAGUGAGAGAAAGCCCAUUGACGUAGUGCCCAGAGAGAAGCAUGCCAACUGUGCUGCCUCCACCCAGAAGAUCUACAUUCGCAAAGACCUAAACAGUCCGCUCAUCGCCACGCCAACCUUCAUCUCCGAUACAGAGACAGAUGGCUCCAGAUCCAGCCUGCUGGACCAGGGCAUGCUGGUUAAUAUCCAGCAGCCUGUCAUCCAAAGUGAUGGAACGUUGCUGCUGGCCACUGACUCAAAGAUGGAUCCUGGCCAGGGAGACUUGGGGACACUAGCCAAUGUGGUAACAUCACUGGCAAACCUGAGUGACUCACUAAGAGAGACUCUAAACAAUGGUGAUACCUCAGACAGCCAACAUGAGGAGCAAUCUGCCAGCGAGAUAACACGUGCCUUUGACACCCUGGCCAAAGUUUUCAACCCACCUGAAGUAGGGGUUGGACUGAGUCUGGCAGAGAAGCCUCCGUGUGUCGGUGGAACAACCAUCCAGCUGAUUGGUCGAGACCAGGAGACCCCCAUCAUUGAGGUGGAAGGACCACUGCUCACAGACAGCCAUGUUGGCUUUAAGCUGACCAUGCCCAGCCCCAUGCCCGAGUAUCUGAAUGUACACUACAUCUGUGAGUCAGCAUCUAGACUUCUCUUUCUCUCCAUGCACUGGGCACGCUCUAUCCCUGCCUUUUCAGCUCUUGGUCAGGAGGCAAACACCAGUUUGGUGCGAGCCUGCUGGAAUGAGCUGUUCACUUUGGGUCUUGCUCAGUGCGCCCAUGAGAUGAACCUGUCGACCAUCCUUGCUGCCAUCAUCAACCACCUUCAGAGCAGCAUCCAGGAUGACAAGCUUUCGGGUGAGAGGGUGAAGCAGGUGAUGGAGCACAUUUGGAAGUUCCAGGAGUUCUGUAACAGUAUGACGAGGUUGGAGACUGACAGCUACGAAUAUGCCUACCUGAAAGCAAUAGUGUUGUUCAGCCCUGAUCACCCAGGUGUGGACAGCAGCGGGCAGAUCGAGAAGUUCCAGGAGAAAGCCUUGAUGGAGCUGCAGGACUACGUGCAGAAGACCUACCCAGAUGACACCUACAGGUGCAUGCAUACCUCCAGUCUAACCAGUCAGCUCAUCCUCCCCACCAUAGUGGUAGCAGUAAACCAUAGUGAAUUACAGGUGAUCGUUGUGAAAGUUGACCCGUAUCCUGACUCGUCUCCCAGCCCUGCGCCUCAUGAACUCGGGCAUCACAGAGGAGCUCUUUUUCACUGGCCUGAUAGGUAAUGUCUCUAUUGACAGCAUCAUUCCCUACAUCCUCAAGAUGGAGACGGCUGAGUAUAACAGCCAGGACUCUGACCCUACAGAAUGACACCCCAUCAUUCCAGCACCCAGAACUCAAUAAAAGAUGAGGGAGUCUCCACAUCAGGUAGUGUUGUUUGUGUCUCGUGGGGAUUACCGUUGAACCCCAGUUUAAGGUCCUGCAGCCGCCCCUUGUUUUGUAUCGAUGCAUAGUGCAAAGUUGUUCAGGAAUCCUUGGUAGAUUAAGAUAAUUGGGGAUUAGAAAACCAGGAUGACACUUAGAAUGUUUUCUGGAGCUGACACAGUGUGGCAUUCUUACAUUUCUGGCUCUAAACUCAGUACCUUUGUACUGAAUGGAAAAGGAAUCCUCCACAGCUGCAACUGUUCUAAUCUCCUUUAAUGUCUUUAUGGCACUUCAACCCAAUCACAUAUGUACUUUACCUUUUGACCUGAGCCUUUCAGAUUGUUGUAGUCUUAUCUAAGCCUUACCAUGCUCUCAUAUUUAUCUCAUACAUCAUAUCGCAUUAGUUUGCAGAUAACAGAUGAGCUGCAUCGACAAGCUCAAACAGAAAUCUUCCAUGUAAAAGUGAAAUUUCACCUAUUUAAAAGUCUAAAGACUAAAGUAAAUCUGAGUACUUACUUUAAAAGUGUACUUUGAAGCUGUUAAGUAUUUGUUUAUCUUGGUAUUUUGGAACAUUGGAGCAGCAUAAACUUGUAUUUGAAUGAAUGUGCUGCUAAAUUGAGAAUUCAGGCAUUUACAAAGACUAAGUAUAACUUCUCUGAACGUCAUACCACAAUAGGAGUAAUAGUACCAUGCUGCAAUGAUUGUCUCUCUUUUCAAAUUUCAAAUUGAC
This is a messenger RNA of Etheostoma cragini (Arkansas darter), 2972 nucleotides long. It is a transcript of the gene nr2c2, whose product is annotated as nuclear receptor subfamily 2, group C, member 2. The transcript has 15 exons. Gene Ontology annotation, molecular function: nuclear receptor activity; RNA polymerase II cis-regulatory region sequence-specific DNA binding; zinc ion binding. The record is from RefSeq and is a predicted model, not a curated record. NCBI's taxonomy places the organism in Eukaryota, Metazoa, Chordata, Actinopteri, Perciformes, Percidae. Bases 199 to 2103 code for a protein of 634 amino acids. Gene Ontology annotation, biological process: positive regulation of embryonic development; cell differentiation; positive regulation of transcription by RNA polymerase II.